AAGAUAAUAAUAAUAAAUAAAAAAAACAACAAUAUUGUUGUGACUGCGGUAUAGCAAGAGCGAAAAUAUAGGUUGUAGUGGGGCGAUGCGUAGUAGGGGAAAAUUAAAAAGUGGGGAGCAUCAGCAACAGCAGCAUCACCAGCGGCACCGAGUGAUUCCUCGUGUACUCGUCUGUGAUUAUCGUGUCUUUAGUCUCUCUAUAAUUUUUUAAAAAUUUCCUCACAAAUUUAUCGGGGAGAAAUAAAAAAAAAUUCAUGAUUUUAGUCGGGGGUUUUCAAAAAUGCGGGAAAUUUUUUUAAAAAAUACCAUAAAGUAAAAAAUAAUUAUUAGAAAUGUUUUUCUGUGUAAUGCUUAAAGUGAAAAAAGUGUCUGUGUGUCUGAAUUUAGAGUAGUUAUUAUUAUUUGUUUUGUUUUGUUAAUUAUAUGACUUAUUGCAACGAGAGUUAUUGGCGCAAAGCGCCUGAAAUGACGAACACGCGACAGUAUUUUUCGCAAUUGCUAAAAAAUUACUUGCGCCUGCAACACCACCACCACAGGCACCGCUGCAAGACGGUGCUUAUUUUUAUCGGAGUUCUGUUGAUUGAUAUUCAAAAUGUUUCAGGCGGCAUUUGCUGGAGCUCGAUAAGCAAUAGUAAGUGCAAGGAGUUAUUGUCCCAAGGUGUUACACGUGAAGAGUGCUGUGCGUCAAAUGCAGCCGCAGCGACCGCAUACUCCGAAGAGGAUCUCGACAGCGGAAGUUUGUUUUUUUGGCGAGUACUCGGUGGCGGGGUUCAUUGUCGUCCUUGUAGGGAAAGCUGCGCACAAGUCCAAUGCGAGGAGGGAAAAAAAUGUGUGGUGCGACGUGGUAGACCUCGAUGCGUGUGUAGUCCAGAGUGUAAAACACCACGCGGUGGCUCUAAUGGUCCCGUAUGCGGCACCGACGGCAGAAGUUACAGAAGUCUAUGUCGCCUUAAAAAACACGCUUGCAAAAAAGCUAGUCACGAGCUUACUGUCGCUUACCACGGCUACUGUCAAAGUUCGUGUACGCGGGUGCACUGCGGACAGGGCCGAAGCUGCCUCCUGGACCAGAAUCUGAGCCCGCACUGCGUUAAGUGUGCGCGUAAGUGCCCGCAGUCCUCUUUGGGUGGAAUCCUGGAGCAGAAGCAGUCGCUCCAGCCGAUGGCCAGCAGACCAGUUUGCGGCGCCGACGGUAAUACUUACAAGAGUGCAUGUCAUCUGCGUCUAGCGGCUUGUCGCGCAGGCCGCGCUAUUCCAGUAGCUUACAAAGGCCAUUGUAAACAGAACGCAGACUGCACGACGAUAAGAUGCCGAGAGGGUCAAACAUGUCUGACAGAAAUAAAAACAAAUCGGCCGCGGUGCGUGACUUGCAUGUACCGAUGCCCCAGUGCUCAGAGGAAGCACGAAAAUUCCGAAAAGAGGCAGCGGUUCCGCGGCGAUGACCCGGGAUAUCCAUCAGUAUUAUGCGCGACCAACAACAUGACUUAUCCGAGCUGGUGUCAUAUUAUUAAGGAUGCCUGUGUCACUGGGUUCGUCCUGGAGACUAAGCAUGCCGGACCUUGCAAUAUUCACGACACUUCUAUUUAUGAUGAAGAAAAUAUUACUUCAGCCAGCUACGGAGUCGAUUUAAUGGACGAAGUUUCAAAAUUUAGUGAAAAUUUAACGCGAAAUAAUUAAAUAACUA
Messenger RNA from Cotesia glomerata, 1681 nucleotides. Its product is annotated as follistatin-A. Gene Ontology annotation, molecular function: collagen binding; protein binding; extracellular matrix binding. The coding region runs from base 424 to 1674 and encodes 416 amino acids. The transcript has 6 exons. Gene Ontology annotation, biological process: anatomical structure development. NCBI's taxonomy places the organism in Eukaryota, Metazoa, Arthropoda, Insecta, Hymenoptera, Braconidae. The record is from RefSeq and is a predicted model, not a curated record.